AUGAGCCAGCACACGAGCUACGCGCCCAAGACUGACGGUCUGGCGACGGAUACUCAACAGGAGACGCAGCAAGUCCCUCAGCCAGUUCAUGUCGACCCACAGGGCAUUGAACGACGUGUGUGGGGGGUCCUCCAACCAUGCACUUCAGCGUUUAAGCGUAUCGAGUUCUGCAUGGAGCAGAAGGUCAUCACUAUUGGCCGAAACCCGGAGAAAAAUGUGGUCGUCCUCCCGGGCCUUAGAGUUAGCAAUGAACACUGUGAAAUUCGCUGGGAUAGUAAACUAGACGAGAAGUCGCACAUUACUGUGUACGACACCUCGAACAACGGCACCUGGAUCAAUGGAGUCAACAUCGGGAAAGGUAGCUCCGGCAUAUUGAAAGAUGGAAACGAGAUCGCGUUUGGGCACUCCGUCGCUCAACCCGAACGCCCCUUGGAAGACUAUCGCUUCAUCUACCGUCACAUGGCAUACCGUCCCAUGGCCUCGGGUCCGCCCAAAGUUGGUCUACACGCGUUUUACGACAUCGGUCAUGAGCUUGGCAAAGGUUCCUUUGCGACCGUCAUGAGAGGGCUCUCACGCAAGACAGGGCAGUGGUAUGCCGUCAAGAUCAUCAACCUCCAGACCCUCAAACGGCUUCAAGCGGGCUCCGGAAGUAGCGGGAGCUCCGGCGCGCGAGAAGACAGUAAGAUGGCUGUUGCAUUCGCAAGGGAGGUAUCCAUCCUCCAGAAGCUUGAGCAUAAGAAUAUCUGCCUGCUCAAGGAAGUGUUCUUCGAAGAGUCUAGCAUUAGCGAGUGUCUGGUACUCGAGUUGGUGGAAGGAGGGGACUUAUUGGACUAUAUUUGUCUCUAUGAUUAUCUAAACGAGCCACUGGCGUGCCACAUCACAUACCAAAUUGCAGACGCCUUGACCUACGUCCAUGCUCUCGGCAUUGUUCAUCGUGAUCUGAAGCCUGAAAACGUGCUCCUUACUACUGAGAGCCCUCCCAACGUUAAGGUCGCCGACUUUGGUCUUGCCAAGGUGGUCGAUGACGAGACACUUAUGCAGACAAUGUGCGGUACGCCUUCAUACCUCGCACCGGAGGUGGUGACCCAGAAGAACUCAGAGGGAUACAACCACCUUAUCGACGCUUGGAGUGUGGGGGUCAUUGUUUUCACGAUGCUCACAGGACAAACACCUUUCGUCGAAGACAAAACAAUAAAUGACAUUAAGAUCCGCAUUGCGGAGCGUAAAAUUGAUUGGGGAAUUCUCGGGGACGCACACCCUAGCCAGGACGCCCAGCAUUUCAUACAGAGCUUACUGCAGUACCUCCCCGAGAACCGCAUGCCCAUGGCUAUGGCCCAAGAGCACCCUUGGCUUGCUACGCACGCGGGUGUG
Coniophora puteana RWD-64-598 SS2 is the source of this 1371-nucleotide messenger RNA. Its product is annotated as kinase-like protein. Gene Ontology annotation, molecular function: protein binding; ATP binding; protein kinase activity. NCBI's taxonomy places the organism in Eukaryota, Fungi, Basidiomycota, Agaricomycetes, Boletales, Coniophoraceae. Gene Ontology annotation, biological process: protein phosphorylation. The transcript is spliced from 9 exons. The record is from RefSeq and is a predicted model, not a curated record. The annotation marks the transcript as partial.